Molecule: messenger RNA, 2469 nt
Organism: Aspergillus niger
Lineage: Eukaryota; Fungi; Ascomycota; Eurotiomycetes; Eurotiales; Aspergillaceae
Exons: 2
Coding region: 1-2469 (822 amino acids)
Biological process (GO): mRNA splicing, via spliceosome; generation of catalytic spliceosome for first transesterification step
Cellular component (GO): U2-type catalytic step 2 spliceosome; post-mRNA release spliceosomal complex; Prp19 complex
Molecular function (GO): protein binding
Source: RefSeq, a predicted model, not a curated record
AUGCGUGCUAAUGGAUUUACUCGCAGGUUAUGGAGCGUGCGUGUAGAGAACUACCGAGAUCUUACAAGCUGUGGAAGAUGGUAUGGACUCUUUUCUGCCUGCGGCACCCCUCAUAUCACUAUAUUCCGUGUCACAUGGUGGUGUCAGAAUACAGCUGACCAUAGGCAGUAUCUCGAAUUUCGGACACACCACCUUAAGGGCCGCAACGCGACUGUUUAUCGGGCCGAAUACCAGAAAGUCAACGCGCUUUUCGAGCGUGCUCUCAUCCUGCUCAACAAGAUGCCGCGGAUAUGGGAAAUGUAUCUCUCCUUCCUGCUCCAGCAGCCUCUUGUCACGCAAACCAGACGGACGUUCGAUCGUGCCCUGCGAGCUCUGCCAAUCACACAACACAAUCGGAUUUGGAAGCUCUACAAGACUUUUGCGCGUUCCGCGUCAGGGCAGACGGCCGUGAAGAUCUGGGCUCGAUACAUGCAGAUUCACCCUGAAAAUGCCGAGGAGUACAUUCAACUGCUCGUCGAUAUGGGCCAGUACACGGAGGCUGUGAAGCGGUACAUGGAAAUACUCGACAACCCCCGUUUCCAGUCCAAGGAAGGAAAGAGUAAUUUCCAGCUAUGGACGGAGAUGGUGGACUUGCUGGUAUCAAAGGCAAAGCAGAUCGAGACUGGCCCUCAGGUAGGAAUUGAUGUCGACGCCAUUCUGCGCAGUGGCAUUGAUCGGUUUGCCGACCAGAGGGGCAAGCUGUGGGCUGGUUUGGCCACUUAUUGGAUUACCAGAGGUAAUUUCGAAAAAGCAAGAGAUGUCUUCGAGGAAGGUAUCACCACGGUCAUGACGGUCAGAGACUUUACACUGAUCUUUGACUCUUAUGUCGAAUUCGAGGAGUCUAUCAUUGGCAGCCUGAUGGAAUCAGCAGCAACCCGAACUGACAAAGGACAAAGUGACGAGGAAGCAGACUUCGACCUUGAUCUGCGGAUGAUGCGAUUUGAGCAACUCAUGGAUCGACGACCGUUCCUUGUUAAUGAUGUGCUUCUCAGGCAGAACCCGAACAAUGUCAUUGAGUGGGAGAAGCGAGUGGCCCUCUGGGGAGACAACAAGCACGAGGUCGUGCAAACCUACACAGCUGCUAUUGCGGCUAUUAACCCCAAGAAGGCACACGGCAAAUUCUCCGAACUCUGGGUCAACUAUGCCAAGUUCUACGAAAACGGAGGCGAUCUGGACACGGCUAGAGUCAUCUUUGAGAAGGCUGUCAAGGUUCCUUUCAAAUCAGUUGCUGAACUCGCCGAGACAUGGUGCGAGUGGGCGGAAAUGGAACUGCGGAGCGAGAACUUCGACAAGGCCGUGGAGAUCAUGGCGAAGGCAACGCAAGCACCGAAGAAGUCGACUGUGGACUAUUUCGACGAGAACCUGUCACCUCAGCAACGUGUGCACAAGAGCUGGAAGUUAUGGAGUUUCUAUGUCGAUUUGGUCGAAAGUGUCUCCUCCCUGGAGGAGACGAAGAAGGUCUACGAAAGGAUUUUCGAACUACGCAUCGCUACCCCUCAAACCGUCGUCAACUACGCCAACCUCCUGGAAGAGAACAAAUACUUCGAAGACUCCUUCAAGGUCUACGAACGUGGAUUGGAUCUCUUCAGUUACCCAGUUGCGUUCGAGCUCUGGAACCUCUACCUGACCAAGGCAGUUGACCGGAAAAUUGGAAUUGAACGACUCCGCGAUCUGUUCGAACAAGCCUUGGACGGAUGUCCUCCCAAAUUCGCCAAGCCUCUUUACUUGAUGUAUGGCAACCUGGAAGAGGAGCGCGGUCUGGCCAGACAUGCCAUGAGAAUAUACGAGCGUGCUACCCGCGCCGUCUCCGACGAGGACAGAUUCGAAAUGUUCGAGUUCUACAUCACCAAGUCGGCUUCGAACUUCGGAUUAACGUCCACGAGACCCAUCUACGAACGGGCCAUUGCAGCCUUGCCCGACCAAGAAGCGAAGGAAAUGUGCCUCAAGUUUGCGGAGAUGGAGCGGAGACUCGGUGAAAUCGAUCGGGCCCGUGCUAUCUAUGGGCAUGCGUCGCAGUUCUGCGAUCCCCGGACCAACGCGCCCUUCUGGCAGAAAUGGGAGGCAUUUGAAGUCCAGCACGGAAACGAGGACACCUUCAAGGAGAUGCUUCGUAUCAAGCGCAGUGUUCAAGCACAGUACAACACCGACGUCAACUUUAUCGCUUCCCAGGCGAUUGCCCGCAGUCAACAGCGGACCCAAGAUGGCGGCAAAGACAACACUGAGCAAGACGGCGUGGACGCGGAGGCGGAGCGUGCAGACGCAAUGGCAGCAUUGGAGCGACAGGCUCGUGCCCCCGUGGGCUUUGUCGCCGCCAGCACCGGACCAGAAGGUGGCAACCGGCCACCUCCAGCUGGCCAGGAACAGCAGCCCCCGGCUGCUCCAGUCAACCCGGAUGCGAUUGACCUCGAUGACGACAUGGAUGCUGACUAG